Cladophialophora yegresii CBS 114405 is the source of this 5730-nucleotide messenger RNA. RefSeq lists its product as uncharacterized. Gene Ontology annotation, cellular component: nuclear pore cytoplasmic filaments; nuclear pore. The transcript is spliced from 4 exons. Gene Ontology annotation, molecular function: structural constituent of nuclear pore. Gene Ontology annotation, biological process: post-transcriptional tethering of RNA polymerase II gene DNA at nuclear periphery; RNA export from nucleus; protein import into nucleus. NCBI's taxonomy places the organism in Eukaryota, Fungi, Ascomycota, Eurotiomycetes, Chaetothyriales, Herpotrichiellaceae. The coding region runs from base 1 to 5730 and encodes 1909 amino acids. The record is from RefSeq and is a predicted model, not a curated record.
AUGGACACCGAUAAACUAACGACCAGCUCUGCAGGCUUUGGGACCAACACCUCCACCACCGGCUCUCUUUUUGGCAGCAAGCCAGCGUCCAAUCCCUUUGGCUCGACAGCCUCCAAUACCGGCGGGGGGCUUUUCGGCAGCUCAACAGCCAACACUGGCGGCUUUGGCUCAGGAGGCGGGUUCGGAAGCAGCACCACGAACAAUGCCUUCGGCAGCAAUACUGGUGGUUCAGGCUUUAGCUUUGGCGCGACAAAGCCUGCGUUCGGCUCGACUACCAAUUCUACCCCGUUGUUUGGCCAGGGUGGCUCAGGCACAACUGGUGGCUUUGGCUCGUCUUCAAGCCCCUUUGGCGCCGCGGGUAGCGGAACUGCUCUGAGCAAUCAGUCCGUCCCUCCCUCAGAAGGCACAGCCUCGACGCCGUAUGCGCCGACCUUGGAGAAAGAAGCCGCAGGCGUGUCGAGCAAUUACCAGAGCAUCAAUUUUAUGCCCCCAUACCAGAAAUACUCAUUUGAAGAGCUUCGACUGGCAGAUUACAAUGCGGGUCGUCGUUAUGGGAACAACACUGGCCAGGCUGGUGGAUUCGGGACGAACAGUUUUGGUGGUUUCGGAGCAAGCAACACCGGUGGGUUUGGCAGCAAUACCAACUCUAAUCCCUUUGGCGGCGCUACGGCUACCACCUCGUCAGGCUUUGGCGGCAAUACCUCAACGACUGGUUUCGGGAGUGGUGGGAGUGGUGGCCUGUUUGGGAGCAAGCCUGCUGGUGGCGGCUUGUUCGGCCAGCAGUCUUCAGCAGCUCCCUCAGGUGGCCUCUUCGGGACCUCGAACAAUACAUCAACUAAUGCUUUCGGAGGCGGCGGCAGCAGCAGCACCGGCUUCGGAUCUGGCGGAGGGCUCUUUGGGAAUAACAACAACCAGAAUCAGCAGAAACCUAGUUUGUUCGGCACCAACACCGGCAACACCGGCUCUUCGUUCUCGUUUGGCGGCAAUACCAACACCUCCACCACAGGUACGGGCGGCGGCUUAUUCGGCACCAACACCAACAAUUCGAACACGGGUGCGUUUGGUGGAAAUCAGCAGCAGUCUGCUGGACUAUUCGGAAACAAUAACAACACACAGCAGAAGCCUUCGCUUUUCGGCACCAACACGGGUGGUUUCGGAGGCUCGACAAAUCAGAAUCAACCUUCUGGGGGCUUGUUUGGAAGCACCACAAAUACCAGCACUGGUGGCGGUCUGUUUGGCAACAAUGCCAAUACGAACACUGGCACCAGUGGUGGCUUGUUUGGAAGCCAGCCCAGUACAAACACUGGUGGAGGUCUCUUUGGGAGCACUUCCAAUAACCAGCAGAAGCCCGGUGGUCUGUUCGGAGGUAGCACGUUUGGCGGCAACAACGCUUCCAAUACAGGCACAGGUCUGUUCGGAGGGAACAACCAGCAGCAGUCAGGCGGCUUGUUCGGAAGUACCAACAACAACACUGGUUCAGGGUUCUCUUUCGGUAACAAUGCCAACAAGCCAGCGACUGGCUCGCUUUUCGGGACCAGCACCAACCAGCAACAAGGUGGCUUUGGCAACAGCCUCUUUGCGCCGACCCAGAGCACUCAACAGAACCAGCAGCAAUCGGAGUUCAAGACGUCGUCCUUGAAUGAUCCCAACCCUUACGGUCAGACGUCCAUCUGGACUGGGCUGCCGGUCCCGACGCCUGACAACUCCAAGCCACUCUUCACCCCUUUGUCGGCGACUCAGAAGAUGAAGGAGAGUCAAUCCAAACCACCACCGAGUCUGAGAUUGAACCAGUCUCGCUACAUGACCCCACCUCGUCGGUCGGGCUUCGGAUUCUCGUACUCAACAUAUGGUACCCCCAACAGCGCAGCCAGCACACCCGGCGGCAGUGGCUUGAGUGGCAGCAUGUAUGGUAGCCGGAGCUUCAAUGGCGGCAGCUUCGGUCGUUCAUUUGGAAAGAGUGCAUCUGUCAGCAAUCUGCGGUCUCAUUUCAAUGCAGAUGGCAAUGGCGUCCUCAGUCCAGAUGCUUUCGCUGUUACCAAUACUAGAUGGUCCGGCGGCAGCAUGCGCCGUCUGACUAUUGAUCGGAGCAUACGAAACGAUCUCUUCAGCCGACCUUCCUUGCCCGCUUUUCCGACGAACGGCCUUGACAAGUCCACCAACGCCAAUACCGCACUCGCUCCAACGAAUCUCGACUCAUCAGGUGCGGAGCCGGCGAACAAGCUCAAGAAGCGAGUUAGCUUUGACAAAGAUACCGCGGGGGGCCAGAAUGGCGCCUCGAACGGUGAAGCUGGUGCUCUGGUGCCGGUCGAGGAUGACGAAGACGAGCACGAGCGCAUCAGAACCACGAACGGAAGUGCCACACCUGAAGCCGAGCCUGUCCGAGGGAAUGAGCUUGCUGUUGUCCCGGAAGAUCGUGAGGCCAGCGAUGUAUCCUCCCGAAAGGUAACCGUGCAGGCCAAGCCCGAUCCUCAACCUGGCGACUACUGGAUGAAGCCGACUCGUGCCGAACUCAGUAAGCUUCCGCGCGAGAAGUUGUCGCGGUUUGUUGGCUUCGAGGUGGGCCGGAAGGGAUGCGGUAAAGUCGUGUUCAACGGCCCGGUCGACCUGACCAGCAUUCCACUCGACGAUCUGUAUGAGAAAAUCGUCGAAAUUCGCCUCCGUUCGGUCACAGUCUAUCCCGACGCGAGCUCCAAACCGCCAGUUGGCAAGGGACUGAACGUUCCUUCGACCAUCUCGAUCGAGAACUCUUGGCCCCGGGCUCGCGGCCAGCCGUCCUCGGCCACUAGCGGACCCAUCUUUGACAAGCAUGUUAAUCGCCUCAAGAAGAUGAACGGUACUGAAUUCGUGAGCUACGACGUGGCUACAGGCGUUUGGACCUUCCGAGUUCCUCAUUACACGCGUUACGGAUUGGAUUACGAUGAGGAUGACGAGUUGGGCCAGAGCCAACUCUCCGCUCCGCCCGACUCACUGACAAGCUCCCGAUCUGCGGACCACUCGGGAAUGGACAUUGACAGCGAAGGACACGAUGAUUACGAGGAUGAAGGUGACGAUGACGACGAUACCUUCGCAUUCAAGCAGAAGACGCUGCCUGGUGGUUAUGGUCGCCAGUCUGCCAUCGAGUAUGAGCGUGAUGUUCCCUCAGCUCAGGAAGUCGAGGACGGUUCGGCAGAUUCCGAAAUGGAGGAAGACGACUAUGAGGAAGAAAACCAGGACGAAAUGAGCAUGGCUGGUUCAUACCCGCCUCCAGCGGCCAGUCCUGCCAAACCCAUCCUCAAGGCUAGCACCAUGGGGACGCCCCGCAAAGCCCUCAUUAACAUUGAUGGCGACUGGGCGGAACAGCUCCAACGUACCAUCAGCCCGCGGAAGCAGAAUCGCGAUGCGCUUCGAGAGGUCCAGAGCAAGGUGCUGCUGGAUCGUGCAUAUGAACCAAUCAAGCCGAGCUCGACGAGAAUUGCGAACAAGAAGGACUUUCGAACCAGCAUCGACAUCAUGCACUCUCUGUUCAGCAGACAUGAGGAGAGAAUGGCGGACUUGAAAGGGAGGAAAGGCAAGGCGCAGACUGAGCCGGAUUUCGAGUUUCCAUAUGCCAAGCGCGCAAAGACCUUCGACGACCAAGCUCAAGCCGAUGCGAUCGAACUCGGGGAAGACGACAAGCACUGGCACGCCAGUUUCAAGCCCCAUUUCACGCCGACAAACAAGCUCAUCUACAAGUCAGACGGAUUGGCAGGUGAUAAAGGCCGGACCACGCAGCUAUUGGCACACAGUGAAGCGACUGGCAAAGAAGUUGUGGCUGCGUCGCUCGAGGCGGCCAAUACCGAGGACGCCGCCGUGGACGUCAAAGUCCUUCUAACGGAUGUGAAGGUUUCUGUCAAGGACAACGUCCCGUUUAUCAAACACGACGCUCUCCCAUUCUCGCAAGUCAAAGCUCACCUGGCCCAGCAAGUUGGUGGGGCCGACGAACUGGACGUCUACGAGCUGCUGCACGUCCUGUUCGAUGACUACGAAGACGAAUUCACCACCGGCCUGUCCCGCCAACAGCAGCAAGAGUAUACGUCGCGGAUCCGAAAGGACCGACUGUCGAAGUAUCUGGCCGACCUUGUCUGGCGCCGCCACGGGGACCGCAUCAAGGCAGCCUCCAAAAUCAAUGCCGCGACCGCUGCCAUCCUCCAGUUGACUGCGAAGAACGUGCACGCCGCAUGCGAUGCGCUGAUGCAGGAGGAGAACUUCCACCUCACAUUGCUCGUGGCGCAGAUCGAGCAAGCUGAUUCGGCCUUUCAGGCAGAUAUUGCCACUCAGAUCUCCGACUGGCGCGGACAGGCCGUCAUCUCCGAGAUGAGCGAAGAGAUUAGGGCGUUGUACGAGAUCGUCUCGGGAAAUACUAGUAUUGCGCAGGGUCGGCAGAACGUAGCCGUCGAGGACCGUGCCUCGACAUUUGCCAUUUCGGAGAAGUUCGAGCUGGAUUGGAUCCAGGCGUUUGCGCUGUGCUUGUGGUAUGGAAAACACAAGAACGGCGACAUCGGUGAGAUCGUCGCGGACUUUCAGACCAAGUUGACCUCCAACCUCGAGUCGGCGACCCCGGUGCGCACCAACGGAUCCGAGGAUCCUCUAUGGGUCGUGUUGAGGCUUUUUGCGAGCAGUACCAGCAAGGGCAACAAGGGAAGCCGAGCAAAUGCUGCCAACGCCGCCGCCAAAGUCGAGAAACCGGUUCUGCCGCAGGCCUUGUCUGCGCUGUCUGAGCCAUGGAACUCGCAGAAGACGUGCCGCCUGCACAACGCCAUCGCCGCGGCGCUGUCCCCUGAUGUUUCUAUCGACCAAGAGAAAGCCGACGCCCUCGCCCUGACGCUGGCGUUUGAGCAUUCGACCCGCGGAAACAUUGUGGAGGCUGUAUACGCGCUUCUGCACCUUAGCGACGCGACAAUGCGAGCACGUCAGAUCCAGGACCUUCUCGAUCGCCACGCUGCGAGCCUGCCGGCACCAUCUUCACAGUCCCGGCCGCUUUGGACUGCUCUUACCACGGCGUUCCACAUCCCAACCACAUGGCUGUAUCGUUCAAAGGCGCUCUACGCGCGGUCAUGCAACGAAUCGCUCGCCGAACUCCACUGUCUCGUCCUGGCGACGGAGUAUGCCCAAGCUCACGCGUGCUUACUUCGCCGCGUCGCGCCCCGGUUCGUCAUUGAUGAAGACUGGGAGGGACUAAGCAACGUGCUUGCGCGGUUCGGCGAGGAUGCUGCACACAAAGUCGAUGCCGCCGCCGCCACCGUCACGGCUUCAGCCGAGCAGGACACGAGUCCAGAAUGGAAGAGCGGGGGAGGCGUCUAUGCGGACUUUGUGGACCUAAUGGCACUCAUAGGUCCCGCACGCGCGUCGGGUCAAGGUCAAGACACAACUGAGAAGCGCAAGAACAAGACCGCUCUGCUUGAACGACUACAAGGCGGGCUGAGGGAAUUGAGUGCGCGGUUCAAAUCGGGCACAAGCAGCUCUGGUUCGGAUUCGGAUCUGGCGAAGGACCGAGAGAAGCUCGAGGAAAGAGUGGCGCUGCGCGAGAUGGGCAGGGCCGUGGCCAGAGCGAUUGAGCUGGAGAGUGAGACGGACAGUGACAGUGGCGAUGACACCGGCAUGGCCCACCAGAAAUCGAUCCUCGAUCUCCCACUCACCGCGGACGCGAGGUUGGUCCACGCGCGAGCUCUGGGCGUGGAAUACUAUUGUGGUGUCAUGGCCGUGGCGCAUUGA